AUGUCCACGCCAGCAUCAAUUUAUCCUGAUAUUGGACCACCACCUCUAGCCCAGAGCACCACCAGCCCCACCUAUACAACAACACAACAGCGCAUGGAAGAUGAUGAAAGGUGUGCAAAAAUAAAACGUUUUGUUGGUGGAGCCGUAUUGAUAGCCUUGGUUAUCAUAGGCUGGCAUUUGUAUGAACAUUUUACCUAUGAUCCUCUACACAAUGUGCCUGAAUCUCCAACAGAGCAUGAAAUUCACGAAUUCACACGCAGCCUCUACGAACUGGAAAUGCAACAUAAUCCAUAUUUGGCCAAAGUUAAUUUCCAGGGGCGGACGAAGGCAUCGUAUCGGGAUGAUAGGGCACCACAUCCCCUCUUGCAGGUCAACGAAGAUUUGCUGGCCUCGGAAGCUGUUGAAUCUCGCACCAUUGUCUUAAUGCGACGCUUGUUCGAUAACUACGAACUAGACACACAUACAGUGGAACAUGUCACCGAGGAAGAGCAGCAAGAGGAAGAUGAAUUUCUAAGAGCAGUGCUGGAUACCCCGGUCAUGAAGAAGACAAUGAAGUUUUUGGAAUUUAAAGGUGUUGCCACCAAUAACCGAGAUUCCCAGCUGCGACUUCUCAAAGAUAUGUGGUUUUCACAAUAUUCCCGUGGCCAGGGCCGCAUUGGUAGUUCGGGAUUUGAACAUGUAUUUAUGGCCGAGAUCCGUGAUGGCACCAUACUGGGUCUACAUAAUUGGGUGUAUUUUCAUGAGCAGGAAAAACAAGGGCAUUUGAAUUAUAAGGGCCACAUAGAUAAAUUGAAUUUGGAAAAGGAUGGUCACUAUCUUAUGGCCUUGCGUUUUAGCUUCCACAACAUCAACAAAGCCUAUAAUACCCUGUUUGUUGGUACCUCUCCUGAGCUGGAACUCAGCCUUUAUACCAUGUGUUUCCUGCUGAGUGUGGGUCAACCCUGUGGUGUGCAACUGGGUCAUGUGAAAUUUAGUAUAAUUACCCAUGCCUGGGAUUGGCAUGGCAAGAAAAUGGUGGCCACCGCCUAUCCAUCGCUGGAUAAAUAAAUGAAUCUCAGCGCCAUCCUCGGACUACCUCUUG
Messenger RNA from Musca vetustissima, 1081 nucleotides. RefSeq names its product endoribonuclease CG2145-like. The coding region runs from base 1 to 1047 and encodes 348 amino acids. Gene Ontology annotation, molecular function: RNA endonuclease activity. NCBI's taxonomy places the organism in Eukaryota, Metazoa, Arthropoda, Insecta, Diptera, Muscidae. The record is from RefSeq and is a predicted model, not a curated record. The transcript has 5 exons.